Molecule: messenger RNA, 2053 nt
Organism: Aspergillus pseudonomiae
Lineage: Eukaryota; Fungi; Ascomycota; Eurotiomycetes; Eurotiales; Aspergillaceae
Exons: 2
Coding region: 100-1467 (455 amino acids)
Biological process (GO): proteasome assembly
Molecular function (GO): proteasome binding
Source: RefSeq, a predicted model, not a curated record
CCGUCAUCUCCUCCAUCUCCCUGGAUCUCUUAUCCAUUUCGUAGAUGGUUUCCCCAUCUUCGUGUCUCGAUUAGACUAUCUCUCUUCAUCAGCAUCAGGAUGCCGCCUUCCAGCGGGCACCUGCUGCUCCCAAAGUUUUGGAGAGCAGCUAGGUUUGCCUACGAGAAGGCCUGCAAAGCCAUAAGGACAAAGUUCCCAGAGCAAGUGCAACAUGGAGGCCUACGAUUCCAGCCAGCUUAUGCACGCAUAACUCCAAACCAGCCGAUCAACCGCGCUGCAGCAAUUCGCCAGGCCCGUCGCCGCCACUAUUCCACUCGGGCGAGAACCUUCGUUUCUUAUCUCCGAACUGGACUGCAGGGCGACCGUGCGGCCUACAAGACAUCCCGCGUUGCGUCGAACAUCAGCCGUCUUACCUCUCAAGCACCCUUUGCGUCAACUCUUCGCCCAAACUUGACCGGCGGUACUCUCGGCCGUACGGCGGGAGGCUAUACUGCAGGGGCCGGCCGGAUCGGUGGUGCCCGGUAUUUCUCUCAUGGCCCAGCUGCACCCGCUCAGGUCAUUCAAAAUGUAUCCAUGGGGGUCCGGGCAUUCUUCCUUUCAGGACAGAAGGUCCGGUUUGACGGCAUUGACGAAGUCAGCGGAAACAAGAAGUACAAAGCCGUGAGCGCCCUUCAAGAUCAGGCUGAACGGAAGAUGACGGGAAUCCCUCGGACUGCACCGGGAUCCUUUGUUGACUUCCAGCUCUCCCCUACCAUCACCGCUUUUGGUCUGCAGAAGAAGUUUGAUCCGUCCGGAGCCUUCGCUUCCGAGACCAUCAACUCGGACGGCCUUUUGGACUUCCUCUCUGCCGACUUUGCGCGUGCUCUCAAGGACUUGGCUGCUGUACUCAACGACCUCAAACGCCUGUCCACCCUGGGAGAUCUGCCUAUCUUGCUUCACGACAAGUCGACGCUCCGGGUGCGAUUCCCUGGCUGUGACGCAGCCACUGUCGAACGGCUCUGUGACGAGGUUGGCGUCCAACGAGGGAAGAUCAUGCAAGACGAGGACUUCGAUAUUCGUACGGGUGCCGACCUUGCACUUCUCUUCCCCUUUGCCCCCAGUGUUCCCGGGUCACCGGAGACGCUGGAUUACCUCUUCUCGAGGGGGGUCUCUGAGUCACAAGCGCCCGAAGCAGUUGAUUGGCAGGCUAUGAUGUCUUCAGAGAACAACACAGAGGCUUCACCGGAGCUUCUCGGAAACUAUGGGCCGAAGCUCAGUUUCGAAGAUGUAACUAUGUUCGGUGAGAAUCCAUGGCAGCAAUCCUCGUCAUCUGGGUAUUCAAGUAUCAAUAUCAGCGAACUCGGCGACCGCGCAUACUUCCAUGAGAUCACCAGUACCGGGUUCCCUGAGAGUGCUUCUGAAUAUGAGGGAUCGGACGGGUUACAUCGAUUUCUUGCCGAGUGCAACCGUGCUCCUCCAAUUUCUUAGCUAACCGCGUUUCCAUGUUCUACACAGGCUUUGACAGUCUUUAUUUACUAUAAUUUCUUUUGUUUAUUGUGCGAACAGACACCGUAUAUCUGAGGUGUGAUCAACCCUAUUGGCUAUUAGUGAAAUAUAUAAAUUGAAUCAUCAUUACCUGUAUACCUACAAGUUCUUCGUAUAUCGAGCCCUGCCUUGUAUGUACUACUACCCAUCCAACUCCAGGUUGACACUUUACCCACUGCAAUCCGGGUAUAAUGCUAGCGCGGUCAGCCUCUAUAUUGGAUCAAACACGUUAUGAGCUACAAAGGAACGAACGAUCCACUCCAGUGGGAGAAAAGGGAGAAAGUAAAGUAAUCGAGCACUGGCGACUCCUUGAUACAGGAGUAUUGCUCUAUUAGCAACGUCAAUGAAGUUGACCUUGGUUGAUACUAAUGUACCAAUGAUAUCCUUCAAUAACAUUCCUUUCACCAACCAACGAUAUGAAAUGUAUGACAAUAGACUGAAGUACAGCGUAAAGGAAGAUAAACUUCUGUUUAUACUAUCCCAGACGGAACUACAAGAAAUCCGUUUGAUUCAGUCCAUUACCGUCUCG